UGUGAUUAAUAUCAUAAAUUGUAAAAAGAUGAGUCUCCCGAAAUAAAGGAAGAAUUUGAACUUCUUUAUAUACUAGCCAUCAUUUUAUAAGAUGGUUCCAUGUUUUGUAUAUAGCAUGUUUAUCUGCAAAGUAACCAGUAACUAUAGCUGUCAUUUACAGUAAAUGAAGUGGAGUAAAAGGUCCAGUAUUUCUUUCUGAAGCAUUGUGAGUUUCUGUCAGAAACAGACAUAAAUAAGGCAUCUCUGGCAAUGUUGAAUUUUUAAUGCCACAUCUCCCCUGCUGAGCAGCUCACAGCAGCCAUUCAAAUGUUGUAGGUCUCCAUAACCACAGCACCUAGAAACAUCCUGCUGGGAUCAGCUCUGCUGCUGUACAGAUUGAGCCAAUACAUGAAAGAGAAACUUUCUAAUUGUUAUACAUAAAGGUUCAAAUUUAGGAUCCACAGUUGUCAGUUACGCUUUUCAGCAAGCCGUCCACUGAGGGAAAUUUCUUCUGGAAAUAGAAAUGGAAAGGUUUCCAUUACACCGAAAACAACUAUAGCACAAGUUUCCAAAACAGUGGUCACCAAUGGCAACCAAAGAACAGUGGUGGGAUCCGUAUGAAACAUCUCAUGCAAGACAAUUCGUCUACUGGCCAAACACAGCCGCAGAGGUUCUGCUGUGCCCAACGUCAUCUUCAUUUAUAGACUCGUAUUCGCUGUCUGCACCUUUUGGUUCAUCUGUGUACAAUGAGGAUUUUUGCUGGAAGCCAGCCUGUAAACCUGAAUGCCUUCGCACAGGAACAGCCUCAGGGCAGAGGAGAAACAACCCGCAUCCCAGUCAGUCUUUCAUGAUGUGGAGGCUGCCUAGGGAUGCCGCACGAAGCUCUGAAUAUGUUAGCUUCCCUUGGAAUUGUCCCCCAUCUGAGAGGAAGAUCCGUAAGGCCUUGACAGCACAGUACCGCUCCACCUACAGAUGUGACUUCAUGGGUAUGCCUCAAGAAAGAAGACUUGAACCUGUACACAGCAAGCGUGAAGUGCCACUCCCUACUGACACAGAGAUGAGGGACAACUACCGCCAGCCAAAGCAAAAACUCGAACUGCUGUGCAAUAACUCUCACAACAACAACAACACAGAUCCUAAUGUGGCCUGCCGUGGUAUAGUUCCAACUGUUGUGCAAAGGCACGUCCACACUCUGCAGAAAAGAUCAGAUUUGACAAACUACGACAGGUUUUGUGGAAAGAGUGUCCCUAAUGUCACAUGUGUGAUAAAGUCUCUGCUACCCCAGGAGCUGCAGCAGUUACACAGAAUUUUACCUGAGGAAAACGAGGCUGUAAAAACAGUUUUGCGUAAAGAUGCAUAUCCAAACAACAGGGAGAAUGUGAAUAAACUUCCAGCAGUUGUGCUUAAUUCCUGCUCACCAGAGUGGAUAUCAAGCUGGCCAGGACCUCUCUGAACCUUAGUGCUUAUGUUAGUAGUUUGUUUAUCUGUGUUUGUAUUUCAUUUUUUCAAGGUAGGAGUAAAAUUAUAUAUAUAUACACACACACACACUGUAAAUUUGUGUCUUACAGAAUUAAUUUCAGAUGUUUUUGUGUGGAAGCUGUGUGUUGUGAUGAUUAAACAUCUCUGCCUGAUGAAAAGA
This is a messenger RNA of Siniperca chuatsi (mandarin fish), 1618 nucleotides long. RefSeq names its product testis-expressed protein 26-like. NCBI's taxonomy places the organism in Eukaryota, Metazoa, Chordata, Actinopteri, Centrarchiformes, Sinipercidae. Gene Ontology annotation, cellular component: cytoplasm. The transcript is spliced from 7 exons. The record is from RefSeq and is a predicted model, not a curated record. The coding region runs from base 566 to 1432 and encodes 288 amino acids.